AUGACAUCGUCGUCGGACGCCAAUGGCAGGCAGGCCAAUAACCGUUACGACCAUGGCCACAACCCACUCGCUCAUGCCCACACCCGCGGCGACAUCGACGAAACUAGGCUGCCCGCCUUCGGUGGUGAAUUCCAACCUGGUUUAUGGAAGUCAGCGGAGCACCGCAAGUUCGCCAACCCAGCACCUCUGGGUCUGUCGGCCUUCGCGCUGACCACCUUCGUCCUGUCUCUCAUCAAUAUGAACGCGCGUGAGGUCAACGUUCCCAAUGUCGUCCUGUCGUUAGCAUACGCCUAUGGAGGCGUGGUGCAGCUUCUGGCCGGCAUGUGGGAAAUGGCCGUGGGCAACACUUUUGGUGCCACUGCCCUCUCCUCAUACGGUGGUUUCUGGGUGGCCUACGCCAUCCUUCUGACUCCAAGCGCUGCCGCCCUCUCUGCGUAUGAGGACCCCGCCGAUGAGGCAUCGGUCUUGGGGUUCUUUCUGGCCGGCUGGUUCAUCUUCACCUUCAUUCUGCUCAUGUGCACCCUGCGCUCUACUGUCAUGUUCUUCCUCCUCUUCUUCACCCUUGACCUGGCUUUCCUGAUGCUGUCUUGCGGCGAGUUCGCCAAGUCCAACGGCGCUGCUUCUUCGGCCAAAAGACUCACCCAGGCGGGUGGAGGCUUUGGUAUUCUGGCUGCCUUCUUAGCCUGGUACAAUGCCUUCGCUGGUAUUGCCGACUCUAGCAACUCCUUCUUCCUCAUCCCCGUCUUCCACUUCCCGUGGUCCGAGAAGGGCCGUGAAGCUCGCGGCAAGACCAACCGUGAGACCGUCUAA
Molecule: messenger RNA, 810 nt
Organism: Pseudomassariella vexata
Lineage: Eukaryota; Fungi; Ascomycota; Sordariomycetes; Amphisphaeriales; Pseudomassariaceae
Product: gpr fun34 family protein
Exons: 3
Coding region: 1-810 (269 amino acids)
Cellular component (GO): plasma membrane
Molecular function (GO): acetate transmembrane transporter activity
Source: RefSeq, a predicted model, not a curated record